Sander lucioperca (pikeperch) is the source of this 3423-nucleotide messenger RNA. It is a transcript of the gene tmem132a, whose product is annotated as transmembrane protein 132A. The record is from RefSeq and is a predicted model, not a curated record. NCBI's taxonomy places the organism in Eukaryota, Metazoa, Chordata, Actinopteri, Perciformes, Percidae. Bases 182 to 3322 code for a protein of 1046 amino acids. The transcript is spliced from 15 exons.
GAGAGAGAGAGAGAGAGAGAGAGAGAGAGAGAGAGAGAUUUAUAUCAGCAGCAGACCAGCAAAUAAGAGCGAGAUAGAGAGUUAUUUUUUGGAGUAGUUUUUUAAAUUCUUGUAGGACGUAGAGAUGUGGCUCUGAGCAAGAACUGAGGGAGCUGAAAUAGACAGAUACAGGUGUGUGGGGAUGACAGGCGCCAGCUGGACCCGGGUGUGCUGGAGCAGAAGACCAGUUAGCAUUCUGCUGCUCUUUGGGCUUUUAAUAAUAGUCCCUCCAUCCCUCCUGCAGCCUCCUCUCCCCCUCUCCCUGCCGGUCAACAUGUCGGCUCUCCCCCCCCCCUGGCACUUCCUCCCUGUGUCCCAGGCGGAGCUGGACCCUCUGUUUUCAAACUCCAGCCCCUUCUCCUUCUCCCAGAGCCUGUUCAUGGUGCCCUGGCCCGGCCAGGCCACCAGGCCACGCCUUCAUGCUGCCUUUGGCCCUCACUCAGUUACACAGCUGGUAUCAGAGCCUGUCCUCCCUCUCUCGUCUCUUCUGUCGGCCUCCCUCCUCUCAGAGCAUGUGGAGAGAGAGAAGGAUAACGGCAAAAAGAUGAGGUUCAGGGUGAGGACGCUGUUCCACAGGCGGGGCCACACAAGCACCCGCGGGACCUGCAUCACCCUGCAUGCUUUCAGGCAGACAGAGGAGCACAAGGCCUCCUGUAUCACACAGCCUCCUCUAGGCCUGUGCGUGGUUACUCUGACUCUGCCCACUGACUGGUUUGAGGAUCCACACACCAACCAAUCACGUCAGGAGUUGGUAAAGUGGCGCAGUAACAUCCACCCUCGCCGCCGGUUGAAGAAGUGGGAACGGCAGCGGAGGGGACAUCAUCAAGGCAACGUUGUCAACCGGCAGCGUACCACUUCUCCUUCACUGAGAACCCAUCUAGGUAUGGAUGGGGACACCCAGGGGGAUGUUCCAUGGGCCCUCAGACACCAUCGGAUUCCCACGAGAAACCAAAUACAGCUGUACUACUCCUUUUCUGACACCGCAGCCGACCUAAAGCUGACACCAGCAGGAUGUGUGGAGGACAGCGCGGCCCAGUUCCAGAGGCAGCUCAUCCAUAUCCGGGCAGUGACACUGAAGGAGGAGGGGGACCGAGAGCAGAGCAGGACCAAAGAAGAAGAAACCUGUUUGAACGGGCAGGAGGAGGUAGAGCUCAGCUUGGACCCCCAUGUCCUGAUUAGCUAUCACAGGGGCCCGGUCCUGAUAGGACAGCCAAUCAGAGUGUCUGUGAAUCUGAGAGCCAACUUCAGUGCUGAGUUUGUUGUCAUAAGGCUGAAGGUGAAGAAGGGCUUGGUGUCGAUGGUGGCCCAAAGGACUAUGAUCUCUGACCUGUGGGCAGUGAGCCUGGAGAGAAGCCAAGGCUCCAAACAUGACGUGGUGUCCAUCCUCUGCCACAAACACAGCACACGCAAGCACACGCACAGUCCCACUCUCCUUCAGCAGGUAGCGUGUCUGUCGGUGGACGGCCGGAAACGGAGCUUCGGUGUUGCCAUGACGGUGUCUGCUAACUGGUUUGUGGAGUACUUCAACCCCCUAUCACCACACGGGGCAGCAGUGAGCAGCUUCUCAUUCGCUGAUCGACACAUCGUUAGCAUCAUUCCCAUCACAGAGAGUAACACGAUCAUCAAUACAGCCAUACUGACCAACCAGCGUGUGUCGCUUCCUGUCAUUGUGCUGGCCAUAGACCGGGAUGGAAAGGUGUCAGAUGUCACCUCUGCAGUCACAUGUCACUCUACCAACGAGGACACUGUCAAGGUGUCCAGCGAUUGCUCCACCCUCUUUGUGGAUGGCAGUGAGUCAGGGUUGGGUAACACCUGUGCAGUGGUGGAGUUUCUACUGGGCGCGCUCAGUGGCUCUGUGUGUUUGGAGGUGUGGGCUCCUUCAGUGCCCCUGCGAGUGUCUUUGGCAGACCCCGUUCUCAACGCCAUCGAUGGCUGGAACCAUUUCACUGAUAAAGGGUGUGUGCCAGUGUACCAACGCUCCUCAGUCCAGGUUCUGACUCAGUUCACAGCUCAGGACUCUCACAGCAGAACCACACACCUGCUGGGCUCGUCUGAUUGGUUCGUGGAUGUGACAGAGCUGGUUGGCAAUUGGCUGAGAGUAGAAGACCCUCGGGUGGCUUUCCUUGGCCCCCAAAACCACCUGAUUGGUUCACGACCAGGAAAGACGUCCCUUCAUGUCAUCUCUGAGCAGUGGGAUGGCGUGCUGGGCAGAUGUGACAUCACUGUGAUCUCUGACCCCGUUACCCCAGGGGACCUGUCGGUGCAGGUGGUCAGCGGCCUCGGCAUGUCCGUCAAGGCUAGCCCCGCCCACCCUUCCAUCGUCACAACAACAGUGACAGCCUACAACACCCUAUACAACCAGCACCAGGAGGUGUCCAUCAGCAUCUGGCUCCAGUUCAGUGACAACACCGCGUCCCUCCUCUCCUCCUUCAGUGACCUUCCCUUCUUCCUGCGUCUCUCCUCAUUGGCUGAGACUGUGGUUGUGGUGACGCCUGGCCCCAGCCAGCGCAUCGUUGCCCAGGGCGACGGAGGCGGGCCUUUACUGCGUGCAGAACUUCUUGUUUCAACCUGCCCUGACCAGCCAAUCACCUCCAACUCCAUCAGUGAAGGCGACAGAGAUUGGACGGAUUCGGGAGGAGGAGGUGGGACCAGGAGGCUGGCGAGGGGAUCUGGUUGGAUAAGAGUCAACGUAGACCUAGACUUCCUGCAGCCAGCAGGGGAUGACUUUGAGCUGGACUUCUCAGACACACUGGUGGAGUCAGACAGCCAAGUCUAUACAUCCAACUUUGACGAGGACAGAAGAGAGAAUGUAAGCAGUGACACUAUGAACUGGAAGGAGGUGGCCAACGGAGGGAUGGUCCGCUGGAACAAUCUGGAAAGAGCUGUGCUGAUGCCGAGCCAGGAGGAGGGUGCGGUGUACUUCUCCCCGAGUCAGGAGGAAGAAGGAGAGAGGGGGGAGGAGGACAUGGACGGGCAGGGAGCUGUGGAGCUGGAGCUGGGUGUGGCUGCCGUCCUCUCUCUGCUCUGUCUCUCGGCUGUCCUCUUCCUGGCUAACUGUCUGCCCUGUGCCCUGCGAGACAGACGGAGGACAACCAUGGAGGAGCACAGGGAAGGACAACUAGAGGGAGGCGCAAAGAAAGAAGAGGAAGAGGAGAAGAAGGAGAAAGAGGUAGAGGACAGGGAAGCAGAUAAGAGGAAGAAGACAGAAGGUGAAGACAAGAUAAAGCAGCAGCAUGAGGCGGACAAUAAAGAGGAUGUUAAAGAAGUAGAGAUAAUUUGCUGAUACAGCUAUGCACAGGCCAGGUGUACUCACAGGGAAGUAUAAGUAACAGCAUGCUAUCACCCUGUUUAGUACCAUAUUACACUACCAGAUAAGUUUAUAUC